This is a messenger RNA of Colletotrichum acutatum, 658 nucleotides long. RefSeq lists its product as uncharacterized. The record is from RefSeq and is a predicted model, not a curated record. Lineage: Eukaryota; Fungi; Ascomycota; Sordariomycetes; Glomerellales; Glomerellaceae. Bases 212 to 586 code for a protein of 124 amino acids. The transcript has a single exon.
CAACAACCCCUAUUCGAUUCGACUGCCUAUAUUUCCACCCUUACCAAUCCGGACUACACAGCAGCUAACGCAACGCUCACGGCCGCGAUGACUUCAAUUGUUACGCUAAUAGAACUUCGUUAUGAGCCUCGUUCUGCAACUUGAACAUACAACAAAACCAGCAACCCGGCAUUAGACGCAUUUGGCAUAUUUGUCCCCGCAUCGCCUCGACAUGGUUGUACGGAGUCCACUUUGGAUCUGGCAUCUUGGGGUGGCUCCCUGUCGGCAUUUUACAGCAUUGUCCUUGGUUUUUUUGUUUCUUUUUCCUUUGUCAAAGACUUCUGCAUCCCGCCGAGGAGGAUGGUCCCGACCCAUUACCCACACACACACACGUACCAACAAACACACGACAACAACAACAACAACCACCGCUUGUCUGUCUCCACAGAUUUCGGACGCGGGAGCAUUUCAGUAUGACGUCUCGGUCUGUCUGCUCUUCUGUCGGAAUCUCCACAUAUUUUCGGAGCAUUAUUUCUCGGACCAUCCCUCCCUCGGCGGACCCUUUUUCCUUUGUGCUCAACUCGGUCCAUUGACCAUCUUCACCUGAUACCACACACCUUUCUAUCCAAACGCCGGAUACCCGACAUCCUUGUCAUCGGAUGGCACUCACAGACCUAUC